AUGUCAUCAUCUGAUGUGCCUGUAGUGAAUGAACCAAGACUUAACAAAAUCAACUUCGAUAUCUUAAAUAUAACUGCUAUCUACAAACAAGAGUUUAAAGAAUUCUUAGAAUCUACUUUGAGAA
Racocetra persica is the source of this 124-nucleotide messenger RNA. The record is from the annotation of a GenBank genome assembly. Lineage: Eukaryota; Fungi; Glomeromycota; Glomeromycetes; Diversisporales; Gigasporaceae.